AUGGAACACCCCUAUCAAAAAGUACUUGCAUUAAUUCUGUGGCAAUUCGUGGUAUCUCAAGGGGUGCUGAAAUGUCCAGAAUCCACAGAAGACUGGGGAAGGGCAUCAAUGGCUCUGCAAUGCAAAGACCCAAAUUACUAUCACUGUCUCAAAGACGAAAACGGGCAAAUAACACAGCAGUGUCUUCAAAGAGUUUGGAUACAACAAAGUAUGUGCCCAGAAUUUAAUUUCAAAGCUCGACGAAUAGAUGUUUAUCAAUGCAAAUCUAAUGAGAACAACUGUCCUACUACAACGUACUGGUCUAAUGCUGUUUACGUCUAUCCUGGAUGUUUCCACAUAGUUUCAUCCACUGUACUGAAAUCUAGCACCACCUUACCUACUCUUCCUCUAACGAUUGAAAUAACUACAAAGAACAGUACAUCUGCCAAUGAUACUUCAUCUUCCGAGAAUACAUCCAAUGCCAUUCCAGUCAUGCCAAUAAUAAUUAGUAUCAUUUCUAUACUAAUUGGCGUGGCAUUGCUUUUUCUCGUCAUAAAAUGUCUAGUGUUUAGAAGGAGACACAGAAGAGAUCUCGUUAAAAACAUUAAAGAGAAUAAAGAGGGAAACAAAAGAAUUGUAUUUCUUCCCUCGCACACAACAGUAGAUGAAACCACAAUUGCAGAGGCAGCCAAGAUGUUGGGUGAAAAAACCAAAGCUGAAAACGAUUUUAAUAAAUGGAUGAAAAAUAAAAAUAGAUAUGAACGAAUGUAUAUUUUUAGAGACUGGAUACAUUCAGAUCAAGAAGUUAGCAUCAAAAGGUUAAAGCAAACACUUAUUCAAGUUUUAGUCAACGUAAUUGAGAAGGACACAAAAUUCAUCAUCAUGAUUCCUUUAUCAAUUUGGACGAAAGAUCAAAACCUCACAAAACUUUUGAGAGAGUGCCCACUUUUUAAGAUAAGGUUUUAAAAGGUGGAAAUAUUUAAUAUUUCUUCUUAGGCAAUACAACAUGAUAAGAUUUGUAGU
Saccostrea cuccullata (small rock oyster) is the source of this 1002-nucleotide messenger RNA. RefSeq lists its product as uncharacterized. The record is from RefSeq and is a predicted model, not a curated record. Lineage: Eukaryota; Metazoa; Mollusca; Bivalvia; Ostreida; Ostreidae. The transcript is spliced from 5 exons. Bases 1 to 945 code for a protein of 314 amino acids.